GAAGGAAGGAGAACCGCAGAGAAAAAAAUUGUUUCUUUUAAAAACAAUUACUUUGCAAUUCAUUCCAUUUCAAUCCAAUAACCUCGUCACCACGUCUCAAUAAAGCACAUCCAUUUGCUGAUUGCUAAUUGCUGCGAUUGCGCCUCAAAUCAAUCAAUCAUUUCGUGGCCCUUUUUGCCCGUGGUAAGUUAUUUCAUCAUAUCUUUGUCGCAUCGCUGCAUCCUUCCCUCCCCUUCCCCUCCCCUCAUUACAGGUACCAACUCUUUGACUCUUUGGUCGCAAGCGUUGCUGCACCUCUCCCCCUCUCCAUCGAGGCCUCCAGUUCCUCGACGGCACAAUACUCAUUGUUCUUUCUACUUGUUCGCAGCGAUCUCCAGCCAUCCCGAACCAUACCACUUCUUAUGCGCAAUAAUCACCGGGUCAACGCUGUCGCAAAAAAAUAUGCAUCCCAAAAUGCCAACCACCGCUAAAAGACCCUAUCGUCGAGACUCAAUGAGGGAGGAGGUAGAUAUUCCCGACUCCUCACCUUCGCGCCCUCCGAAGAGAAGAAAGAGGGCUUCAGAACCCAAACCCAACCCCAAAUCCAAACAUCCAACCGCAAAUCAACAACCAGCCGUGCCCGAGAUGGAAAACCAGGAGGAGAUUAUUUUUAAGCUCAAAAAACAUUUGGGCUUACCUGGUGUCGUGCAAGUUCUCGAAGACCACGCGGAUGAUAAAUAUGAACAAGAGUACGGAGGAGGAGUUCAAGCUUUCGCAAAGCUGGCUGGAAAGGGUUGGACUUAUUAUGUCAAGGAUCAGGAGGUUCAGAUUGGGCGCAACCCGAACGAGGGUCAAGAAGAAGCUCCAGGAGCUGCUGCUGAGGUCGAUAUUGAUCUGGGUCCAAACAAGAUGAUUUCGCGACAACAUGCCAGAAUAUUCUUCGAUGAUGGAUGGCGAUUUCAAGUCAAUAGCCGCAACGGAGCCAAAGUCAACCAUACGACGUUUCACCGCAAUCAUGGGCCAAAGGAGCUGCAUAGUGGAAAUGUCAUCAAUAUCUCGGGCAUCGAGAUGAUAUUCGUUUUACCCGGUGGUCCCUUUGAGGUUGAUCCGGAAUACCUGCGAAAAAUUGAGAGUGCCGUGGACGAUGUAGAGGAAGCCGACGAAGCAGAGGACGCGGAGGACGCGGAGGAUGUAGAGGAUGUUGAGAGAUAUAGCGAGGAACCUCAUGAUGUUCCUUUGCCUCCUCCAACUAAUGGAGCCCGAGUUCAGAAUGGAGUCCCACAAGCGAUUGCUCCAGCGCCAGCUAAUUGGCAACGCGCUGCUACUCCUCGUACCUCUCUGAAAGUACCGAGUUCUGCCAAGAGACCCCAUACGAGUUAUUCGGCGGGCGGUACAAUGAUUAUGAAUGAUUCUGAAAAUGUCGACCUCAGUCUUGAUUCCAAUCACCAUAUCAAGCCUGGUUACAGUUAUGCGCAAAUGAUUGCGCAAGUAAUUUUUGAAGCUCCAAAUCAAAUGUUGUUAUUGAAUGGUAUUUACCAAGCCAUCAUGGCCAAAUACGCUUAUUACAGAUUUCAAGCACCCGGCGGCUGGCAAAAUUCGAUCCGCCACAACUUGUCACUUAACCAAAAUUACGACAAGAUACCACGUGGAAAGGAUGAGCCCGGAAAAGGUAAGAAGUGGUUUAUCAAGCCUGCGUGCUAUGAUACAAUUGCAGCACUCGCACAAUCCGCUCCUGGCAGAGGUGGUGGUCACCGAGGAUCUUCACAGCCAGCAUCACCAAUCACCACUGCCGAUCGAGGGUUCGAUGAUGAAUCCAGUCCGGAUUCUGUCAGUAGAAAAAGGAAAUCUCCAGCUUCACGCUCACCACGAAUGAGACCACACCAAACUAACAGACUGCAAUUCACCCCCGAACGUGCCCCCCGGAUCCAAAGCUUACAGCAUGAUUUCCCCGGCGAUGGAAGUCCACUACCUCGACAUCAUCGACGAGCUCAGAAGAACGCCCCUGGAUUUUCUGACAAUCUGCCCAAUUCUCCACCUACCCUCUCAUCUUCUUAUCAACAAGAUGAUGGUAACACAUUUGUCACGCCAGCUCCCCAUCGUGUUUAUCCUCAUUUAGCACCGCCAAGCACUGCGCAGCGACCAAGUCAACACAUGCCAACUAGCUCCCCUGCUCCAUUUUGGACAUUCGCUGACGGUACUCCUCAACAUGGAUAUCGUGGUUAUGACAAUAGUCCUAUCAAGGGGUUUCAACCUAGCGCCCUUCCCGAUAGCAGUCCGCCCCCAAUGCGACGGGCUUCGGCUAUGAGUCCCACCAAAAAUGCAGUUAUCGGCAAACUUCAGAUGCCAGAUGUUGAUGAGGUUGAAGAGGAAGAAGAAGAAGAAGAAGAAGAAGAAGAAAAAGGGUUUGAUCUUACAAAGGGUUUCCAAAGUAUUUCUCAAUUUCAUCUCGAGGGCGUUUCCAAACUUACUGCGACACCUGUAUCAGGCUCCCUUGCGGCUCGCAUUUGAAUUGCCUCGUCGAUAUAGAUUGUGUUUGCAAUUUUUGAUUUUGUUUUCUUUUUACCUCUGUAGAAUGUGAGAGUCCACCCUACCUACUUGCUUUAUUUGUAAGCAUACCACUACUAUAUCGACGAUUAUCCUUCCUGGGCACUCCACCAAGUCACUCUCACCUACUCAUUUAUAUUUACAUCAACUCAUAAUGCGGCGUUAUGCAAAGGAGGUUAUCGGAUUGGAAGGUUAUUUGAUCAUGUUACAUUUUCCCCACGAGUCUUAUAUGUUAAAGGUUGGGAGUAUGGGUUAUGCUUUUUGUUAUGUACAUUUAUUGGUGGGACUGGGAUCGGUGUUUAAUUAAAAUGGGACAGAAAGGGAAGGAAUGGAAAGAGAAUUGGGGAAUAGGGAGACUUGCAUUUGAUAUUUGGUUUUUACGAUGGAUGGGUGGUAAACUUUAGAUAUGGCCGGUUAUGAUUCAAUGGUUAUGAUGAGUGGAUACGAACUCAUAUGGAAGGAGGACAAUGGAUCACUGGCACCGCAUGGCUUUUAUUUUGCUUUUUGGGAUCACAUGUAUAUAGGAAGGUGUAUAGGAUUGAAGCUAUUGCUAUUAGUUAGGCUUUGAUAUCGAAUUCUCUUGGA
Botrytis cinerea B05.10 is the source of this 3108-nucleotide messenger RNA. RefSeq lists its product as hypothetical. Gene Ontology annotation, biological process: regulation of transcription by RNA polymerase II. The transcript is spliced from 4 exons. Gene Ontology annotation, molecular function: RNA polymerase II cis-regulatory region sequence-specific DNA binding; protein binding; DNA-binding transcription factor activity, RNA polymerase II-specific. NCBI's taxonomy places the organism in Eukaryota, Fungi, Ascomycota, Leotiomycetes, Helotiales, Sclerotiniaceae. Bases 442 to 2487 code for a protein of 681 amino acids. The record is from RefSeq and is a predicted model, not a curated record.